CAAACAAAAUCCAAAACAAGAAAAAGAAGUAGUGGGCAAUACAGAAUCUAAGAAUAGAUCACACCAUCACCAAAAAAACAUAAAAUCUCUCUUUUCUUUCUUCUUUCCUGCAACAAAAUAUACAGUACUGUACUAUUAUCUACACAUUUCUCUCGUUCUCUUUCUUUCAAAAAUACUUUAUAAUUUACUGCUGCAAUUCUUUCAUGUUGUUAUAAAACCCACAGAAUCAUCCAUCCCCACCUCACUCUUAUCUAUUUCUAUUUCUUUCUCUAAAAGUGAAAUAGCAUAUCAAAAACUGAAUAUAAUAUUAUUUUUUGACCUAAUAAUAAUGGAGAUGAUGAAAUCAGCUGAUGAAGAACAGCGGCAACAUUUUCAUGUAUUGGCUGUGGAUGAUAGUAUUCUUGACAGGAAGCUUUUAGAGAGAUUGCUAAGAGUUUCUUCUUAUCAAGUAACUUUUGUGGAGUCUGGAGAUAAAGCUUUAGAAUAUCUUGGAUUGCUUGAUAAUCUAGAAGAUAAUGAACCUAUUUCUGCUCCAGCAUCACCAUCUUCCUCUUCUUUCAAUAUUUCUCAACCAACACAGCAAGAGGGAAUGAAAGUGAAUUUGAUCAUGACAGACUACUGUAUGCCCGGAAUGAGCGGCUAUGACUUACUCAAAAGAGUCAAGGGUUCGUUUUGGAAGGAUGUUCCAGUUGUGGUUAUGUCAUCUGAAAAUAUACCUUCUAGAAUAUCCAUGUGCUUGGAAGGAGGAGCUGAGGAAUUCUUAUUGAAACCACUUCGAUUAUCAGAUGUGGAGAAGCUGCAGCCUCAUCUUCUAAAAACACAGCCUGAUGAUGACACCAUUAAUGGAAGCAACGCUAAGGAUAAUAAUAUUAGCAAAAGAAAGGCUAUAUCUCCUGAACCUCCUCAGAGAAGAUCUAAAAAAUGAAAGGGCUGCCUGUUGCAUAUAUAGUCCUUUUUCUUCAACCUACAUGUAUUAUUAAUUCGAAGAGAUUUAUGUUUCCUAUAUUACUUUACAAACUUUAUUUUAUUUCUUUUUAUUCAAA
Mercurialis annua (annual mercury) is the source of this 1043-nucleotide messenger RNA. RefSeq names its product two-component response regulator ORR4-like. The coding region runs from base 329 to 925 and encodes 198 amino acids. Gene Ontology annotation, biological process: cytokinin-activated signaling pathway; phosphorelay signal transduction system. Lineage: Eukaryota; Viridiplantae; Streptophyta; Magnoliopsida; Malpighiales; Euphorbiaceae. The record is from RefSeq and is a predicted model, not a curated record. The transcript is spliced from 5 exons.